This is a messenger RNA of Eurytemora carolleeae, 2395 nucleotides long. RefSeq lists its product as uncharacterized. Bases 288 to 2195 code for a protein of 635 amino acids. The transcript has 11 exons. Lineage: Eukaryota; Metazoa; Arthropoda; Copepoda; Calanoida; Temoridae. The record is from RefSeq and is a predicted model, not a curated record.
UACCCCCAGGGUUGGACGGGUUGGAUAGAAGUUCUAUUCUGCUGGAUACUGGAGAAGUAUCCCUGCAGUCCCUCCAGUACCUGGAGAGUAAAGGACUGUUUGGAUCUAGGUCCAGGAGACACAGUGAACAUGAUACUCCACACUCAGAACAUAGUACUCAUAAAAAGCGGGGUUCUCGGCGUCGUGGUUCGGAUGAGGAGAGUGAGGCGAGUGGAGUAAGUUUAGGAAGCGCUAGAACUCACAGGAGAGGCGGAGAAUCAGGGAGUGAAAGUGAGAGCUCCAGGAGUAUGAGGAAGAACCACCGAGGGCGACGAAGACGACAUGGAAGCUAUAAACUGGUUGAAACCGGUAUUACCAUGGGGGAGAGCAGGGGUGGAGUUGCACAGGCUACUGUUAGGAAAUCAGGUUAUGUCAACUCCGGAGCAGAGACGGAGUCGGAGAUGGUUUCCACUCUCAGGAGAAACAAGAGAAGACAAAGAUCAAGAUCCCGAUCUCCGAGUGAUGCUCGAGCUAGACUCCCUACCGAGCUAACCAAGCAUUUCGAGUACAGUCUUAUCGAACCCAGCAACCCGAGCUUACUACAGGAGAUUCCUUUCACUCAAGUUGAGACAGAUAAACCAAUCAAGGUUCGGUAUAGCACUGCAGGAGGAGGAGGAGGAGGAGGAGGAAGGAGAUCACGACAUAAUUCAGCUGGAUCUUCUGCACGUCGAAGACUACCGGUUGAUGAAGACCGAGCGAUGUCUCUUGUUCAAGCUCCGACCUUUGUACAGAUCCAAUCCUCGUCAAAAUCCGCUCUCAUCAAUCCUUAUCAUCAUAACCCUUCAAAUUCAUUUAACCAAACACAGUCUUUAAACCACAACCAAUCCCUCAGCUAUAGACAGUCUCCAGGACAAUCUCAAUCCUUAGCUGUAAAUCAAUCAAGUAUUUACAACCAAGCUAGGCAACAACAACCUAUUCUACAACAUUCACAAGAAAAUCUUCAACAGCAUAUUCAGCAACAUCAACAGGAACCUCUACAGCAGAAUAUGCAGCAACCUCUUCAUCAAUCUCCAUUUAUUCAACAACGCCAGAGUAACCUACAUCACGGUCAUGUGAGUAGAACUGCUCAGAUAAGAAGUAGCAACUCCCAUCUUCACACUCCAGGGUUUCAGACCAACCCGGAGAAUCCGUCUUCUCGAGGUUCCAGCCAACAUACUUCGUACCUGGAGCAAAGACCAAGCUUGCCUGAGCCUAGGGAGGAUGAGUUAGAGAGAAGAAGUAUGAGAUCACACACCAACUUUAUCCAACCAGGGCUCCCUGGAUCUAUCGGAAUGAACGGAUAUACAAAUCACGGAAUGAAUCCGUCUGAAAGUGUUAACUCGUUGAGAGAAUUAAAUUAUCCACAAGCGUCAGAGAAUCCCCAGAGUGGAGCUUACGCUAACCCUGGAUCUCAAGAUACAAGAUCCCUUCCUGUCUAUCCUCAUCCACCGAACCCGGAGCUCCGAGAGACUCACACAGCACGCCUUAAUCAAAGAGUUCAAGGUUCUCGUCCUUCUCCUUCUCCUCGUCCCAACCUGAUCUCUACUCCACCUGCUCCCUCUCCAAGAAUAUAUAAACCUAACGGAGAUAUCGAUAAUUCUCAACCUCAGUACUCAAAUUCUCCGGUUCAAUUCUACAGAUCUUCCGUCCCGGCUCCGGGAUAUAUGAACCAGGGACCUGUAACCUAUCCUUCUAAACCCCAACCCCCUCCUCCACCGUAUUCGGGUAUACCUCCUAUACCUCAGAUUAGUUCUUUGGACUAUAAUCCUGUAUAUACAAGUUCUCCCGGUCUAAAACAGAGCACAAGGUUUGGAAUAUCUCCGUCUUUUACUAGAACGGAGGGAGGAGACAGGGAGAAUGGAGGAGGGAUGAGAGAGAAUGGAGUAGGGAUGCGGGAGAACGCAUGUGGGAUGAGAGAGAAUGGAGUUGGGAUGAGAGAGAAUGGAGUUGGGAUGAGGGAGAAUGGAGUUGGGAUGAGGGAGAACGGAGGUGGGAUGGUUGAGAACGGAGGAGGAAUGAGAGAGAACGGAGGGGGGAUGAGGGAGAACGGUGGAAUGAGGAAAGACCCCCCAGACUAUGGGAGAAACUGGCCACCUAUUUCAAAGGUUCCUGGGGUUAAAUCAAGGGGAGGAGGAGGGUUUGAACCAUCCGGGGACGAGAUGUCGACAGAGCUGUGAUUUUCUUGCAUCUUGGUCUUUACUUCAGGAGACCUGGAGUAAGUUUUUAUUCUGUAGAAAAUGAAAAAAAUAAUAUCUCUACAUCAGUCCUUAAACAUGUUUGUGAUAAUAAUGUUUAUGAAACGAAACGGCUAAAUAUAUUCAAAAUGAUUAAAUUAUUGUGAUAUUCAAUUUGUCCUGUAAAUAAAUGUAAAUACUCC